AUCACAGUUCGUGUUGUUGGGUUGUCCUCCCAAUGUAACGAUGGUGGGCAUGAGCGUUCUCAGGUCUGUUGCUGCUUUUGCAGCCAGACUGAGUCCUCUGAAAUCUGGAAAUACUGCGGCUAAUUUACUCACUCGAGCAAUCCCCCGGACAGAUAAAGUGGCAGUCCGUUGGGGUCACGGAAAGAGACUAUUUGUCAUCAAACCUUCAGACUACUAUGACAGGAGAUUUCUGCGCUUAUUGCAAUUUUACAUCUUGCUGACCGGCAUUCCCGUGGCUAUCAUCGUCACAGGUGUGAAUGUCUUCAUCGGUGAGGCAGAGCUGGCUGAAAUUCCUGAGGGCUAUGAACCUGAGCACUGGGAGUACCACAAGCACCCCAUCACCAGGUGGAUUGCACGGAAUGUCUAUGAUUCCCCGGUGAAGGACUACGAAAAGAUGAUGGCUGUGCUCCAAAUUGAAAAGGAAAAAGCAAACAUGAGACAGACACAGCUGGAGGUGCGUCGACACAUGAGGCAGCAAGGAGAUGGCCCCUGGUUCCAAGUGCCGACCGUCAACAAGGAGCUCAUUGACCACAGCCCCAAGUCGUCUCCUGACCAUUAGUCCAGAUGUGUCUGUCAUCAGUACAUUGUGCUGAUCAAUCUCACUGUUUGUACAUUUUCCCCUUAGUGCAUAAAUAAAGUAUCUGUAUGUACUCAA
Archocentrus centrarchus (flier cichlid) is the source of this 694-nucleotide messenger RNA. RefSeq names its product NADH:ubiquinone oxidoreductase subunit B5 (gene ndufb5). Gene Ontology annotation, cellular component: respiratory chain complex I. The record is from RefSeq and is a predicted model, not a curated record. The transcript is spliced from 6 exons. The coding region runs from base 41 to 598 and encodes 185 amino acids. Lineage: Eukaryota; Metazoa; Chordata; Actinopteri; Cichliformes; Cichlidae.